AUUUAAAAAUACAAAAAACGCAAUCUAAAAAGUCUAAAACCCAGACCUGAAGGUCACCUCUUUGGCCCCUCCAUCUUGCUAUUUCAAUAUCUACAGAUUUGAUCUUUAUGGUUGGCUACUACUUUCAUCUUACAAUUUUAAUUUUACCCAAUUUCCUUUUCUAGGGUUUCAAAUUCUGAUCCCAUUCUUUUCCCUAAUUCACUCCACAUUCUUCUCCUUCUCUCUCUCACCAAGGACCCACGUUUCCUUUCCUUUUUCUAAAUUUCCCAAUCGCAAUUUGGCUCCAAAAGGAGCUGAACUAUUUUUUUUAAGACUAUGACCAGAAUUGAUUCAAUGUAUUGUUAAAUCAACUAUUUCGAGUAUUAUUUGGUGUGAUGCGGAAGAAGAGGAAAGGAAGUGAAACCGAGGAUGUAGAAAAUAAUCAAUUCACACCACCAAGACAUGACAUUAGAUCCCCUAAUCUUAGGUCUCAUUAUUCCUUAGAAGAUUACAAUAGGCUGAAAAAGAGAUGUAAAGAGGACGAAGAUGGAUGUAACGAACCCGUUAAUUCCUUUAAGAGUAGGCUUGCUGGCAUUGCCACUGCUCCGCCUUGUGGUGCAUCAUCUUCCCUGGUGCCACCCGGUAGAGGUCUUAAGAGAAAGAUAGGGUGCAUAGAUGCUGCUACUCAGACAGGUAGAAAAAAUAAGUUUGAGGAUGACUAUGUUAAAGGUGCCACUAUUGGGCGCGGUAAAUUUGGUUCGGUUUGGUCGUGUAGCUCUAAGACGACUGGAGUUGAAUUUGCUUGUAAAACUUUGCGCAAGGGAGAGGAGACGGUUCAUAAGGAGGUUGAGAUAAUGCAGCACUUAUCUGGCCAUCCUGGGGUUGUGACAUUACAUGCUGUGUAUGAGGAACCUGAGUGCUUUCAUCUUGUGAUGGAGCUAUGCUCCGGAGGACGUCUGAUUGACGAGAUGAUAAAAGAGGUUCAGUACUCGGAACAGCGGGCUGCUAACAUAUUUAAAGAUGUGAUGUCAGUUGUCAAGUAUUGUCACGAUAUGGGCGUUGUUCACAGAGAUUUGAAGCCUGAGAAUAUACUACUUAUUGAUUCAGGGAAGAUUAAGCUUGCAGAUUUUGGCUUGGCUAUGAGAAUUUCAAAUGGUCAAAGUCUAUCUGGUUUAGCUGGAAGUCCAGCAUAUGUUGCCCCAGAAGUUCUGUCAGAAAAUUAUUCUGAGAAGGUUGAUAUAUGGAGUGCCGGUGUGCUCCUACAUGCACUCCUGGUCGGUACUCUGCCUUUUCAAGGGGACUCCUUAGAAUCGGUUUUUGAGGCAAUCAAGAAUGUAAAGCUUGAUUUCCACACAGGAAUUUGGGAGUCCGUAUCUAAGCCUGCACGCGAUCUAGUCUCAAGAAUGCUGACAAGGGAUGUUACAGCCAGGAUAACAGCUGAUGAAGUGCUAAGGCACCCGUGGAUUUUGUUCUACACAGAACGGACAUUGAAGACACUUUCCGUUAAGUCAAAACUGAAGAAUCAAGUUGGAUCAGUACCCGUCCAGUCUGCCAGUGCGCCUACACCAGAGAUGACUGUGAACAAAUUAGAAAGUGGAUCUCUUGCUGAGGAUCCAAAUAAUAAUUCAUUAUCUGACAGUUUGAGCAGCAAGUCAGAGGAGCAAGAUGAAUGCGGCUUUGUGGAUGCACUGGCCGUAGCAAUUUCUAACGUGAAGAUUUCAGAGCCGAAGAGGAGCAGAUUGUGUGGACCUAACCCAAUAGAGCAGCAGCACUCAUCUAACCUGACCGCUAACAAUCUCUGUAGAGCAUUCUGAUGAACUGACACUACUAAGUACUAACAAUAAUAUAUCUUGUUAGACUGUAAUCUGAGAAUUUGAAGUAACAUGCCUGAUGUACAGCAUUUGUAAAUAGACUGUUCAAAUUAUGAUUUUUUAUA
This is a messenger RNA of Mercurialis annua (annual mercury), 1915 nucleotides long. RefSeq names its product serine/threonine-protein kinase PEPKR2. The transcript has 4 exons. The record is from RefSeq and is a predicted model, not a curated record. Gene Ontology annotation, cellular component: cytoplasm; nucleus. Gene Ontology annotation, molecular function: calcium-dependent protein serine/threonine kinase activity; calcium/calmodulin-dependent protein kinase activity; calmodulin binding. Lineage: Eukaryota; Viridiplantae; Streptophyta; Magnoliopsida; Malpighiales; Euphorbiaceae. Gene Ontology annotation, biological process: peptidyl-serine phosphorylation; protein autophosphorylation; intracellular signal transduction. Bases 375 to 1793 code for a protein of 472 amino acids.